Molecule: messenger RNA, 1203 nt
Organism: Aspergillus calidoustus
Lineage: Eukaryota; Fungi; Ascomycota; Eurotiomycetes; Eurotiales; Aspergillaceae
Source: the annotation of a GenBank genome assembly
AUGGACACCUCAGUGAGCCAUAACUAUGAUACGACUUCCCAGUCUGCAUCUCUGAAUGCUCGACCCGAGAGCCCCCGAGCCGCCGUCCGUCAAUACAUCGAAGAAACAAUCGCAGCAUUGUUUGAGCAAGUCUGCAUCCCCGACGGCAAAGGCAAACCGAAUAUUACAAUCAAGCGAAGACACGCUGCUGCCAUGAACUUAUACCGCGUCAAUAUGUCAACUGGUGCUCUUGAAAGUGACAAUACAGAAAGGAAAGUCACGUAUACAUGGCCUGGGAAAGACGCCUAUGAAGCUUGGAGAUUCAGCAUAACUUUGCGUGUCCUCACGGCAAUAGCCGAGGCAUUCGACUCCGGCGUGGUUGUCUCCAAAAGGGAUAUAUACUACAGUGAUCCGGCGGCUUUUGAAUCCCAACAGGUUGUCGAUACGCUUGUUGAUGAUCUUGCUUAUACGAUUGGGGUGAGCCGCUUCGACUUGAAUGUGGAGGCAGCUGCCAAAGGCCUUGUGACGGGGUUCUAUCAAGUGACAACCACAACAGGCGAGCGAAUUGAUGCACGGUUGUUGACGAACGACUGUCUCAUACCGAGAGUACAAGAUAUAUCUAGGCUGGAUAUCUCAGACGUUGACUGGGUCCUCAUCCUUGAGAAAGAGGCUGUCUUUCGCAGACUCACAUGGAGCAACUUUCACAUCCGCGCCAGAGCAGGAAUGGGUCUCAUAGUCACCGGAAAAGGCUACCCAGACCUUGGAACCCGCGCCUUUGUCCGCAAGAUCUACGACUCAAUCCCUUCAUCACGAUCUCACAGGCCCCCACCCAUCUAUGCGCUAGUCGACAGCGACCCAGACGGCAUAGCCAUAAUGUCAACGUACAAAUACGGGUCAAUGGCGCAACCGCGCGAGAACAGCAGCUUGGUCGUUCCCUCUCUGCGCUGGUUAGGGCUGCGGACCACCGAUGUUGUGGAGGACGGUGAGGAGGCCCUCAAUGGCGACGAUCUGAUGCCUUUGACGCUGAGGGACCGGAAGAAGAUUGUUGCUAUGCUGUCGAGGAACCCGGUUUUCGCUGUUGAUGGACCAGAGCCAGAGUGGAGGGUUGAGUUGCAGAGGAUGAUGAUGUUGAAUAUCAAAGCUGAAACUGAGAUUCGAUAUGGAAGAGACGGAGGGCUUGAGGGGUGGAUUGAUGGGGAAAUGGGACGGCGAGGUGGCAGAUAG